Molecule: messenger RNA, 705 nt
Organism: Dovyalis caffra
Lineage: Eukaryota; Viridiplantae; Streptophyta; Magnoliopsida; Malpighiales; Salicaceae
Source: the annotation of a GenBank genome assembly
AUGGCAAGGAUAAAACCUCAGGCAUUGCUAAAUCAGAGCAAAAAGAAGAAGGGCCCUGCUCGAAUCAGCGCCACUACUAUAUUUCUCUGUAACUUAGUUGUUGUGGUGAUUGUAUUGUCUUUAGUUGCAACAUAUAGGCAUUGGUCGCAAAGGUCAAGGAACCAACCAGGAAGUGGUGCAUCGGUUCUCGAGGACACUGCCGAUUCAUUUGCAGAUUCGAAGAAGUACGAUCUCCCUGGUUAUGCUAUUCUGAAUACAUCAAAAGGUUAUAUAACACUAGAACUGUACAAAGAUGGUUCUCCGAUGAUCGUGGACAAAUUCCUUGACUUGUGUCAAAAGGGGUACUUCAAAGGGAUGCCUUUCCAUCACGUGAUAAAGCAUUAUGUAAUUCAAGCAGGGCAUGCCCAAGGGCUUGGAGCUCCUGAAGAUUGGACCGCUAAAGGAAAGCUUCACAGUAGGCUUGCUACAAGCCCAAAGCACGAAGCUUUUAUGAUUGGAACCUCAAAAACUGGAGAUAGCACAGGAUUUGAGCUAUUCAUUACUACUGCACCCAUUCCAGAUUUAAAUGACAAGCUUUUGGUGUUUGGACGGGCCAUAAAGGGAGAGGAUGUGGUGCAGGAAAUCGAAGAGGUGGACACGGAUGAACAUUAUCGGCCCAAGUCUCCAGUAGGGAUCGUUGAUGUGACAUUGAAACGAGAAAUUUAA